ACCAUGGUCCGCUCUACCUCCCUCCUCAAGGCCACCGCAUUGCUCGGCCUGAACCAUGCCGCCUCAGCCCAGAACAGCACCAGCAACCCCUGGCCGUGGCAGACCUACCGCUCAGAGCCCGCUCUGCAGCCCCCGUCUCUGAAGAUCACCCAGACCGGUGACAUCGCCGAGGGCCAUCUCUUCUUUGACCAGUCCGGCUCCGGCGGCCACAACUACUCCGUGUUCAUCAUGAGCAAUGAGAACGAGCUCAUCUGGGAGGGCCCGUACGGCGACAUCUCCGCAUGGCGCGCCCAGACUCUCUUCGGAGAGCCCGUCCUUACGUUCUACACCGGAAUCACGAUGCCGGAGCCCUACGGCUUCGGAUACGGAGCUGUCUUCAUCUACGACCAGACCUACAAAAACAUCUACAAUGUUACUCUGGACCAGUACGCCAACGGCUUGAACCUCCAGACCUUCACCGGCUGGGACUCGUCCGGUCUCACCGGCGGCAGCUGGCUGGACAUGCACGAGGACUACAUCACCCCCGAGGGCACCAUGUUCGCUCCUGCUGUGAACGUUACCCACACGGAUCUCACUUCCGUUGGCGGCCCUGUUGAUGGCUGGAUCGUGGACUCGCUCUUCUUCGAGAUCGACAUCAAGACGAACGAGAUCCUCUUCCAGUGGAGCCACCUGGACCACUUGGACGAGAUCUCUCUGGCUUCUGCUGCCCUUACCUACCCCUUGGAGGACCUUGGACUCAACCAGACCUACCCCUGGGGACCUUUCCACAUCAACUCGAUCGAGAGAUUCGCUGAUGGUGGUUUCCUCAUCUCCUCCCGCCACUACUGCUCCAUCUUCAAGAUCGCCAAGGAUGGAUCUGUUGAGUGGACCCUGAACGGCCAAACCGGCGGCUCUUUCGCUCUCAAGAACGGCCUGUCUUUCUGCUACCAGCACGACGCCCGCAUCCACGCCGAGGGCAACGGCACCGCCCUCAUCUCCCUCUUCAACAACGACAACAGCGGCAUCCGCAGCGGCGUCAACGAGACCUCGGGCAUCUUCCUCACCGUCAACACCGCCACCUGGGAGGCCACCCUCAAGCAGGAGCUCAUCGACCCCAACGACACAAUCUUUGCCGUCUCCCAGGGCAACGUUCAGGUCCUCAACGACGGCAGCGGCCACACCGUCAUCGGCUACGGCAGCACGCCCAAGAUCAAGGAGUUCAACGCCGAGGGCGAGUGCGUCUUCACCGCGCAGUUUGGCGAGGACAAGAUCGUCCAGAGCUACCGCAACCACCGCUACCCCUGGGUCGGCAAGCCCUACUACGCGCCCAAGGCUUUCGCCUGCGACGCCGGCAACCAGACCGAGGUCUACAUGAGCUGGAACGGCGCGACGGAGAACAACAAGUGGACCGUCUUCGCCGGCGCUUCAGAGGAUGUGCUGACUGAGAAGACUUCCGUUAAGAAGACUGGCUUCGAGACCAAGGCUACCUUCUCCGUUUCGGCUCAGUUUGUGCGCGUCGAGAGCGCUGGUGAGGGCAUUGAGACUGGUGUCAGUGAGGUUGUCGCUGUCGAGAGCCAGUGCUAGAGUGGUCUGAUGUUCAUACCAACGCACUCACUUGUGACUGAUAUCAAAUUCGCUUACAACACGUAAGAUCAAUUGCUUAGCUAAAUAAUGUAAUCUCAG
Molecule: messenger RNA, 1662 nt
Organism: Colletotrichum phormii
Lineage: Eukaryota; Fungi; Ascomycota; Sordariomycetes; Glomerellales; Glomerellaceae
Product: ASST-domain-containing protein
Exons: 2
Coding region: 4-1563 (519 amino acids)
Source: RefSeq, a predicted model, not a curated record